AUGCCGACCGAGGAUAGCCGCGAUACCCAGCAUCAUACCCCCCGCGAUGGUACUUCUAGAAGGAAAUCUUCGGAAGAUGCCACUCUCCAGGCAGAAAUGGAGCGCCUCCGCGACAGUGUCACUAAAAUGUCGGAAAAAUACGAGCACCUUCAUUGCAGGAACAUUGAGCUAGAACAUGACUACCGUGUUUUAAAGCGGAACUGGGAAAGGACUCACACCCAGGAUGCCCAGCAAGACCUCACCCAGAACGUUGGGCCUACUCAGCCGAACCAGCCAGUACAUUCCAGCCACAGUGCCUCAGCCCAGGCUAGGCUCCGCAAAGGUAAAGACCACCUUCAUCCGGAGAUAACCCAGUCACGACCCCUUUGCGUUCCCCCACCGAGGGACCGGCCCCAUGAACCAGUCAGGAUCUACCAAGAUUGCAGGGAUCGCCUCUCGGACCGUCAGCCAAGGCCGAUCCCUAUCCCUGUCAACCUCGAAGACCCACGGGUGACACACCUGGGCCUCUCGCCAGCCCCCGUCCGCAUACCCGACGAGGAAGGUGUCGGGGACUCGGAUACUUGGGACUUUUAUAAUUCAGAGACCCAGCCAAAUUACCACACCGGGGCGCUGGAAAAUUGGGAACAAUCCCCAGUCUCUGUCUGCCCCGCCCCCAGGCCUUUGGCGCCUGAAACUCUUCCUCAUGCCGACCCGGCCAUGAGGCUUCUCUUUGAAAAGGUCCGGCGCCUGGAAAGCGAACAACAACGCAGCCAUCAACCCCUCUGGGCAAAACCACGACCAGGGCCCUUUACGGAACGCAUCCUCCACUACCACCAAGAGAAAGAUAUCCAGCCACUCCGCAUCGCUUUCUACACUGGCACGGAGGACCCUCUCACCCACAUCCACUCCUUCCAGUCUGCCCUUGGGUGCAAAGGCCUCACUGAUGAAGGCAUGUGCCUCCUUUUCCCUUCCACCCUCAGCGGCGCGGCCCUGAAUUGGUUCUACAGGCUCCACCCCUGCACCAUCAACUCCUUCGAUAGUCUCAAGCAGACGUUCCUGGACCAUUUUAUGAUCCAGACUGAUCGCCUAUACUCUGCCGACGACUUGUAUAUGCUUAGGCAGGCUGAGGACGAACCCCUUCGGGAAUAUGCAGCUCGGUUCAGUCAUGAAUACUCUCGCUGCCCAGACACUGACGAUCGCGCUGCCUUCGGCGCUUUUAAGAGCGGCCUCCGCGAGUCCAACUUCCGCUACCUGGUUCAUAGCAACAGUUGGAACACAUAUGCAGAGCUGAUGAAGCAGGCGGCGAUCCACGCUAAGGCUGAAUACUUCAAUUCCAAGCGUGGCCCAGCCAACUUGGCGCGCAACACUUUCGCCGACCCUCCACCUGCUUCAGCACCCGCCCCAGCCCCACCUCAGCAUUCUACCCCUGCCCCGAGUGCCCAGGACAACCAACCACAUAAGCGGAAGGAUAGCUACCAGCAUCCCUUCGGCAAUCACAAACGUGGCAGACAUGGCAACCCCCAUCAAUCUAGUGGAAGCAACCCUCCCAGGCCUGGUGAUCGGGCCCCACUUCCAUUCACACCCAGGCCCAGGUUUGAGGUUUUUACGACCCUCAACACCACCUAUGAGAACGUCCUGGCGCGUGAAGCCCCCAUCAUCCCCAAGCCACCCCCUCGGAGACCAUCCAACAAGCCUAUGCCAAACACGGGGGUCUUCUGCCGCUUUCAUCAAUUCAGCGGCCAUGACACCGAGUCUUGUGUUGCGCUGCGCAACAUCAUUGAAGGACUCAUCCGGGAGGGUAAGCUGGACAACUAUGUGCGCAACAUACCAGCCCCGCCUAACCCUCACCAACGACAAAUCAACAUGAUCUCCACCAUCAGCGGAGGUCCUACCCUGGCUGGCACCUCCAACAACUCCAUCAAACAUUAUGUCCGCUCCACCUAUGCGCACCAGGUCUUCAGCACCGAGCAGGGACGAUUGCCAAAGACCCACAGGACUGGCUGGGCCCCCAUUACCUUCUGCGAGGAGGAGGAGCGUGGUGUUAUCCUCCCCCAUGACGAUCCACUCAUUAUCCGGGCUGACAUUUCUAACUUCAACGUUGGGCGUAUCCUGGCGGACACUGGCAGCUCGGUCAGUGUGAUGUUUGCCGAGUGCUUCAAUGAACUCCAGGUCCCACCUCACCUACUCGACCGAAGCAUCACACCCCUUGUGAGCUUCUCGGGUGAUGUGGUCCAGCCCAUCGGCAGCAUUCAUCUCCCCAUCUCAAUUGGGGCCGCACCCCAGCGGACGACGAUCACCACCCCCUUCCUUAUCGUCGAUUGCCCCACAGCCUACAACGUCAUCCUCGGCCGCCCAGCCUUGGCCCAAAUGAAGGCUUUUAUUUCCACGCAUAUGCUGCUGUUGAAGUUCCCCACUCCUAAUGGCCCAGGCACGGUGCGCGGCGACCAACUCGGAGCCCGAAGCUGCUAUGCUUCAGCCGUCAAAUCCACCAAUCGCCAACAUAAGAGUGAAGCCCUAGCAGUAACCCAGGCUCCCGCCCCUCCUCAAGCUGGCACAGACCCACCUGAAGACCCCAGGGAGGAGUCCAUCGCACCACAGGCCGAACCUAUGGAGGACCUGGAGCUGGUUACCCUCCAUGACGAUAUCCCGAAUCGACAAGUCCGGAUCGGCACCUCCAUCUCACCAGAGCUUCGCUCUGACCUGGUCGCCUUCCUCCGCCUCAACUCCGAAGUCUUCGCUUGGUCCUACAAUGACAUGCCUGGCAUAUCACCAGACAUCAUAUCUCAUAGGCUUCGCGUCAAUCCUGCCGUCCGACCAGUCCGACAGAAGCGUCGAGCCUAUGAUCCCGAGCGCUAUGAGGCCAUGAAGGCGGAGGUGGAUCGAUUGAGUAGUAUCCGAUUCAUCAGGGAGGUUGACUAUCCCACAUGGCUGGCCAAUGUCGUGAUGGUCCGCAAGCCAAGAAAGGGCUGGCGCAUGUGUGUCGACUACACCAACCUUAAUCGGACAUGCCCAAAGGACAGCUUCCCGCUACCCCGCAUUGACCAACUAGUCGACGCCACAGCCGGCCACGCCCUCCUUAGCUUCAUGGAUGCUUAUUCAGGUUACAACCAGAUCUUCAUGCACCCCGAAGAUCAGGCCCACACCUCUUUCAUUACGGACCGCGGCCUCUACUGCUAUAAGGUGAUGCCCUUCGGCCUCAAAAACGCCGGGGCUACUUAUCAGCGUCUGGUGAAUCAGCUCUUUGCCCCCCUGAUUGGCAAUACCAUGGAGGUCUAUGUCGAUGACAUGCUAGUCAAGAGUCGCACGGCUGACCAGCACAUCCCCAACCUCUCUGCCAUGUUCACCAUCCUGAAGCAAUACAAAAUGAGGCUUAACCCCACCAAAUGUGCAUUCGGGGUGGCUUCCGGAAAAUUCCUUGGCUUCAUGAUCAGCCAGAGGGGCAUUGAGGCCAAUCCAGAAAAGAUCCAGGCCAUCUUAGAUAUGACAAUACCUAAGACGGUCAAGGAUAUCCAAAGCCUUACAGGGCGUGUCGCAGCCCUGACCAGAUUUAUCUCCAAAGCCACUGACCGCUGCGCCCCAUUCUUCAAGGCCCUUAAAGGCACCAAAAGAAACAUCACCUGGACUGCUGAAUGCGACACGGCUUUCAGCGAGCUCAAAGAGUAUAUGGGCCGGGCCCCUUUAUUGUCAACCCCUGAGCACGGAGACAUCCUCGUGAUUUAUCUCUCCAUCUCAGCUUCAGCUGUUAGCUCUGUGCUCAUCCGAUCAAAAGAUCACGCGGAGCACCCAGUGCAUUAUGUUAGUAAAGCAUUGCAAGAUGCCGAAGUUCGGUACCCGGACAUCGAAAAAUUGGCGUUCGCCUUGGUCGUCUCGGCAAGACGCCUUCGACCAUAUUUCCAAGCUCACACCAUCCAUGUCUUAACCAACCAACCACUCCGACAGGUGUUGCAGAACCCAGAAACCUCUGGGAGGCUGGUCAAAUGGGCCAUUGAACUGGGCGAGUUUGAUAUUCAUUACAAACCCCGCCCGGCUAUGAGGGGCCAGGCCGUUGCUGACUUCCUAUCCGAAUUCACGGAUCCCCAAGCUUCCGCAGCUACCCAGCUCAUAACCGAACCCAAUCCCCCUUCCAGCCAGGACCAAACCCCCACCGAAGGCAAUCUCGACCUAACCCAGCCCCUGUGGACCUUAUUCGUAGACGGCUCUUCUAAUGCCCAGGGCUGUGGGGCCGGCCUCGUUCUCAUCUCCCCAGACAAGGUUGCCCUCGAGUACGCCCUUCGCUUCAAAUUCCAAGCCUCCAACAAUGAGGCCGAAUAUGAAGCACUCUUAGCUGGUCUUCGAUUAGCCAAAGAGAUGGACGCCAAGCAAAUUCAGAUAUUCAGCGAUUCACAACUUGUGGUCCACCAGGUCAACCAGGACUUCACGGCUAAGGAUGCCUCUAUGACGGCCUACCUCCAGCAAGCUCGGCACUUGCUGGCAAACUUCCAAGCCCACUCUAUCAGGCAGGUGCCGCGCUCCGAGAAUAGCCAUGCCGAUGCACUAGCCAGGUUGGCAUCAGCCUUGGAGCAAGGACUGGGUCGCCACAUCCACAUCGAGUUUUUGGCCCAGCCCAGCACACAAGCCCCACUCAUCUGCACUAUUGAUCACAGCCCUACAUGGAUGGACCCCAUCCUCCAAUUCUUACAAAACCAAACACUACCGGCUAAUCCGGCAGAAGCACGACGCGUUCGCCAUCGCUCUGCCCGUUACCUGAUCAUUAACGGCUCCUUAUACAAGCGGGGUUUCAGCCUUCCUUACCUCCGAUGCCUGACUCCAGAGGAGGGUCACUAUGUCCUCCGAGAAAUCCAUGAAGGCAUCUGCGGCAACCACUCGGGCGCACGCUCGUUAGCUCAUAAGGCAAUCCGCCAAGGAUACUUCUGGCCUUCACUCCACACUGACGCCCAGGCCUUCACCCAAAAAUGCGACAAAUGUCAGAGAUUCGCCAACAUUCCACAACUCCCGGCAGAACCACUGACGGCCAUGGUCAGUCCUUGGCCAUUUGCCCAAUGGGGACUAGAUCUCAUUGGACCGAUGCCAGAGGGCAAGGGCCAAGUCAAGUAUGCAGUUGUGGCCGUAGACUACUUUACCAAGUGGGCUGAGGCCGAGGCAUUGGCCACCAUCACUGCGGCUCGCAUCGAAUCCUUUGUGUGGCAAAACAUUGUAUGUCGCUUCGGCAUCCCCAACUCCAUCGUCACCGACAAUGGCCGGCAAUUUGACAACGCCAAAUUCAAACAAUUUUGUUCCAACCUCAAGAUUCAACUACUCCCAGAAGUACUCUGGUCCUACCGCACCACCUUCCGCACAUCCACGGGUGAAACGCCGUUCUCCCUAUCAUUUGGAACCGAGGCCGUGGCUCCGGUAGAGAUUGGCCAGCCCACAUACCGAACCUUCACUUACGAUGCCACGGCCAAUGACGAGCAGUUGGCCCUCAACCUCGACUUCAUUGACGAACUCCGGGACCAAUCGAGCAUGCGCAAUGCCGCGUACAAGCAACGCAUCGCCAAAUACUAUGACUCCCGAGUCAAGCCCCGUGCUUUCAAAAUGGGGGACUGGGUCAUGCGCAAGGUUUCCUUGGCUACCAAAAAUCCUAACGAAGGUACCCUCGGCCCUACAUGGGAAGGUCCUUAUAAGAUUAUCAAAAUCUGCCGCCCCGGCACUUAUCAGCUUCGUGAUUCCUCAGGCAAGACGCUGCCUCACCCGUGGAAUGCUGACCACCUCAAGUACUAUUACAAGUAA
This is a messenger RNA of Prunus persica (peach), 5748 nucleotides long. RefSeq lists its product as uncharacterized. Bases 1 to 5748 code for a protein of 1915 amino acids. NCBI's taxonomy places the organism in Eukaryota, Viridiplantae, Streptophyta, Magnoliopsida, Rosales, Rosaceae. Gene Ontology annotation, biological process: DNA integration. The record is from RefSeq and is a predicted model, not a curated record. The transcript is spliced from 2 exons. Gene Ontology annotation, molecular function: nucleic acid binding; RNA-DNA hybrid ribonuclease activity.